AUGGUGCUCGUUACUCAACUUCUGUCGGGCUUUGCCCUGGUUUCAGGCAUCCUCGCAUCACCCAUCGAGCGCCGUUCUGUUAUUAACCACGAUGCUGUCGUUGGGUUUCCACAAACUGUUCCAUCCAAUACAGCUGGGUCACUCUAUCUGAAGUACAAGCCUUACCUCAAGGUCUUCAACGGAUGCGUGCCCUUCCCUGCCGUUGAUAGCAACGGAAACACUGGGUAUGUUAAGUUUAUAUAUCCUCGAACUGGAGCUGACCUGGUUGUUAGAGGAGGCCUAGCCACAAGUGGCUCAUCUAAUGGAGGUUGCAGUAGCAGUACGGGCCAGGUCUACGUACGAGGCGGGACUUCCAAUGGCCGCUACGGUAUUAUGUAUUCUUGGUAUAUGCCAAAGGAUUCACCCUCUCCCGGACUAGGGCAUCGCCACGACUGGGAAAACGCCGUGAUAUGGUUGUCUGGUGAAAGCACAAGUGCUACAGUUGUUGGCAUGGCAGUUUCUCAACACGGAGGAUAUGACAAGAGAACAUCUGGUACGUUCUCCGGAAACAGUCCUUUAGUGGGAUAUACUGCCAUCUGGCCUACCAAUCACCAAAUGAUCUUUACCAACGAAAAAGGUGGCCAGCAGCCGCUGGUUGCCUGGGAGAGCUUGACCGCUGCGGCUCGUACAGCUUUGACAAACACUGACUUCGGCAGUGCCAAUGUCCCAUUCAAGGACGGAAGCUUCGAGUCAAAUUUGGACAAGGCAGCCGUCUAA
Fusarium musae is the source of this 756-nucleotide messenger RNA. RefSeq lists its product as uncharacterized. The transcript has a single exon. Lineage: Eukaryota; Fungi; Ascomycota; Sordariomycetes; Hypocreales; Nectriaceae. The record is from RefSeq and is a predicted model, not a curated record. The coding region runs from base 1 to 756 and encodes 251 amino acids.